AUAAUCUCAGCACUCUCCGACACAGCGGGCCUAAUACGCAAUACUCAGCCGUGUUGCAGCAUCUGCGAGCCGUUUCCAGCCGUUUCCAGCAAGCUCUUUGCGCGGGACGAUCGCUGCUGCACGCUCGACGUUCAACACUCGAGCAGUGAUAAAAGACAGCCAUGUCGACCGGCAAUGGAAACGACGCAGACGUCAAAGCCAUGCAAGCCGAGCUGCGCGAGCUGCGUGCUCGUGUGAGAACCCUCGAGGCGGAGAAAAGGCGCCCGACGCUCGAGGGCCACGGCGCGCGCGUCCAGGCCAUCGCCGCGGAGGCUGCAGCUCUCCAACCGCUGAAAGAGGCGGCCGCGGCCACGGCGCCGGCGUCCGCGGCCGCGCUCGCGCUCGGGCCGAGCGUGCGAUUGGAGUACACGCGGGACUCGCCCAUGUUCCGCAAGCAGUGCGAGGCGUUCGAGAACUCGCUGGCCGGCCUGGACAGCCUGCUCGGCGGCCUGGCGAUCCGCUUGCGGGACUGGUCGGCGGCGCUACGCGCGUCGCGCGACGCGGCGCGGGAGUGCGCGGCGUGGCUGAAGGAUAGGCGGCACGCGCGGGCGCUGUUUGGGGGGAACGAGGCCCUGGGCGACAGCUCGGCGCGCUGCGCGACGCUCGCCGACGCCCUCGACAGCUACGCGCAGCGCCAGGGCCGGCUGGCGGACGCGUUCGGGGCCGAGGUCGCCUCGGCCUUAGAUGCGUUCCGCGCGGAGGAGCUGGGUGAUUGUGAAGGGUUCAUCGGCGACGUCUGGCGUUUAGGUGAUGCCUACGAGCAGAAGCUCUGCGCAGCGCUGCGCCUGGAUACUCUAGAUGGCGAGGCGCGCGCCGACCUGAAGGACGCAAGGGGCGCGUUCGAGCGGUCGCGGCUGGCGUUGGUGCGCUACCUGAACGGCGUCGACGCGGCGAAAUGCAUCGUGAUCGGCGAGGCCGUCGCCGCGGCGGGCGAGGCCCUCGAGGACGACCGACGGAGCGGCGAGGGCGAGGCCUUUUGGCGCCUCGAGGCGGAGGCCAGUCUCUGCAGGCAGGCCCUGCCUGUUGCGGCCAAGCGGCGGCGGAUUGACGGAGAGCUAUGGGAUCGGGUGGGGGAGAGAUUGGAGGGCGAGCUGCGCGACGAGCUGCCGGGCGGCUCGCCGCGUACCUCGUCCGCGCCGACCUGGUCGGCAGCGCUGACGACGGAGGUGCGAUCCGCGGCGUCGCUCCGGGCCUCGCGGAGCGACCUCGCGCACGCGCGGGACGAGGAGAUCCUCAAGCAGGGCUACCUGCACCGGCGCGACGACGGCCUGCUGGGCACGCUGACCCGCGUCGCCGGCAUGGCACCGAAGCGGCGGUGGCACCGGCUCCACGGCGGCGCGCUGUACUACUUCGACGUCACGAGCUGUGUGGAAAUCAACCUGUGAGUUAGAUUCUCGCGGAGAUCUUCGUGAGCCUCCACGCCAUCGAGCGGACGCAGUCACGGGAACGACAUCGCGUCGAUGGCGUGGGGCGCCUGAAUUUGAUUUCCACACAGGUCACGAGCAAGGACAAGAAGCUGCUCGAUCUCGCGGGCUGCACCGUCGUCCGCGGCACGGACCGCGGCGAUGGUGUGUUUGGGGGCGCGUUUGCGUUCGCCGUCAUCGCCGAGGACGGGUCGCGCUUGUGCCUGCAGGCGGAAAACGAGGACGAGCGCCUGCGGUGGGUCUCGGCGCUGCGGCGGGCGACGGGCGCGCCGCUGAACGACUUCGCCUCGAUCGGGGCCUUCCAGGCCGAGAACCCGGCCUGCGCGGAGUGCGCCUCGGACGAAGCGGACUGGGUGUCGACGUCCGUCGGCGUCGCAUUAUGUGCGGACUGCGCGGCGGCGCACCGCCGAUUGGGCGGCGACUUCGGGCGCCUGCGCGCAUUGUCGCUGGACGCGUGGUCGCCGCUGGUCCUGGAUUAUUUGUUGCAGUCGGCGGGCAACGAGCGCGCGAGGGACGUGUGGGAAGCCGUGGGACCGCCGACGGGCUGGAGCCGGCCGGCGCCCGACGCGCCGGCGCACGUCAAAGAACAGUGGGUCGUCGCCAAAUACGCCUGGCGCGGCUUCCUGGCCGAGAACGUCUUCGAGGAGGAGCCGAGCCGCGCGCUGAAGGCGGCCGCCGCCUCGGGCUCGCUCCGGGACGUCGUCGCGGCGAAGGCGCGCGGCGGCGACCCGAACUGGCGCGACGAAGGAUUGGAUGAUGACGACGGCCGCACGUCGCUGCACGCAGCGGCGGCGGCGGGGCGCGCGGACGUCGUCGCGUUCCUGCUGCUGAACGGCGCCGUCCUCGACGACGAAGUGCAUGCAUUAGCGGCGGCGACGGCGAAGGGGGUGGAGAUCUCCCGGAUCCUGCUCGAGUACGACCAGGGGGAGUUGUGGUAAUGUGUACUGUGAUGCGUCC
Messenger RNA from Pelagomonas calceolata, 2420 nucleotides. Lineage: Eukaryota; Pelagophyceae; Pelagomonadales; Pelagomonadaceae. The record is from the annotation of a GenBank genome assembly.